This is a messenger RNA of Capsicum annuum, 1933 nucleotides long. RefSeq names its product protein UXT homolog. The record is from RefSeq and is a predicted model, not a curated record. Gene Ontology annotation, cellular component: mediator complex; chromatin. Gene Ontology annotation, molecular function: transcription coregulator activity. Gene Ontology annotation, biological process: positive regulation of transcription by RNA polymerase II. The transcript is spliced from 10 exons. NCBI's taxonomy places the organism in Eukaryota, Viridiplantae, Streptophyta, Magnoliopsida, Solanales, Solanaceae. The coding region runs from base 1266 to 1706 and encodes 146 amino acids.
GGGUAAUAGGGUUUUCACUUCACGAUUUCACUCACUCACACUGUUAGUGUCUCUCUCUCUCUCCCUUCUCAUCUCAGUCUCUCUUAGAUUAACUGCGCAAUUUUUGCUCAAUUUCGCUCAAUUUUUGCUCGUCUGCUCGACUGUUGCUAGCUUGUUCGCUUGCUGCUCACAAUCAUUCACUCAGGUAGUAGUCUGAAUUGCAUUUCAAGUUGGAAUUUUUUCACCGUUUGUGGAAAGUUGCAUCGCCAAACAAAAUUACCAAAGUGAAAAAGUCUCUCAAUCACGAAAAAUUGUUGUUGCUGACAAGAUCGAACUUGUGCCGAAGAUCGAACUUCGAAUUGAGCCGAAAAAUCGACUUAGAGUCUAUUCCCAGAAGAAUUAAAGAUCGAACUUCGAAGGUCAAAAAAUUUCAGUUUCAACAACAGACAUGAAGAAGUACGUUAAUGAAGGUUGUUUGGAAUUUUGUCAAUGAGAGUUAAAAAGGGCAACCCGGUGCACUAAAGCUACCGCUAUGCGCGGUGUCCGGGGAAGGGCCCCACCACAAGGGUGUAUCGUACGCAGCCUUACCUUGCAUUUCUGCCAGAGGCUGUUUCCAAGGCUUGAACCUGUGACCUCCUGGUCACAUGACAGCAACUUUACCAGUUACUCCAAGGCUCGCCUUCAUUGCUAACUUUAUUGUCAAUAAGAGUUAAUUGCAGAUGAAUUUAUUGCUAACUUUUAUUACUUAAUGAUUAAUGACUAAGGAAAACAGAAUUUUCCUUAUCUGCAACAAUGUCAACGUGAUUUAAGGCCUAAAAAUAUGAGUUGUGUGUUAUGUAUCUGAUAAAAAACUUGUUUAGAGAUUUAGAAGGGAUUUUUGUAAUUAGUUUUGUGGGAUGGGAUUUGAAGUAAUAUAGGAUGCUUAAGGUGUUAUUUUAUGUAAUUUAUCCAAUUUUAUAUACCAGCCCAAAUAUUUUAGCCCAUUAACAAACCGUGUCUGGCCAGUGGCUACUAACCGUAACCGGCCCAAAUAUGGGCUUCAGCCUACAACUGUACAGCAGCCCACACCCAAAUCUAAAUCAAAAAUCCAAUUAUAAUUUGUAAAUUAGGUCAUAGUCAUACCGAAGCUUUAGUUUGCAAUUGCAGCUGCUCCUCACUCCUCAGCCGCCUUCAGCAAAAACUAGGUCAAAACUCAAAAACGAAGAACGAACGAAACGACGAAUGGGCGAAGGGAAUUAGUCACCGGUCUAACGAGAAACGGUAACGGCGGCGAACGAAGGAUUGCAAUGGACACUAUUAAACAAGAGAAAGUAAGGAGAUUUGAGGAGUUUGUUGAUCGCCGUCUGAAACCAGAUCUUGUUCACGCAAUUGCUCAACGGGACAAGGUGUUUGAACAGAAAAAGAUUUUCUCUGAUUUAAGAAUUAAUAUAGAGAAUUUGGAGAAGAACAGUGUAACUAAUCUGAAGACAUUGGUUAAUCUUGGCUCUGAAGUAUACAUGCAAGCUAACGUGCCAGAUGCAACACAUAUAUUUGUUGAUGUCGGACUUGGAUUUCAUGUGGAGUUCACUUGGUCGGAAGCUCUAAACUAUAUAUCAGCAAGGGAGGAGAAGAUAGCCAGGCAGAUAGAGGAAUAUACACGUCUAAUUGCAUCAAUUAAGGCCCAGAUCAAGAUGGUUUGUGAAGGGAUACGUGAGUUGCUCCAGCUUCCGGCAGAGCCAGCUUAUUAAGGUGUAUGUCUUAAAUUACUGAAAGAGGGGAUUUUCGAUACAAGAGACCCAAAAGUUGAAGAAUGAUGACAAGACAAUCUUCCAAUCCAUAAAAGGAGCUCCAUUAUGGGAUUUGUCACACCCCUUUUACAACCAAAAAGAAAUUAUUUUUUAUUGUUUGAAAGAGUUUUUAUUAUUAAAGUGACAAAAUGAAGAUUUUGUUUCGAAAAAGAUUAUUUACAUUUAAA